AUGACGUCAGGUAUUCACAACUUCCCUUCCUUCCAUGGCUGCGUCAAACGUUUCUGGUAUGAAGAUGAGGACUCUUCUAUUCGGGCUUAUUCUUGGACUCCUUGCUGUGGUCCACUCGACACCUGUUAAUGAUGUGUCCGAGGUCCCCGCCAAAGCCUUGGAUGAAGUCCUCAGAGAGGCCGUGACGGACGGCUUCCUCGUCGAGAACCUUGCCCACCCUUCAGGCACGACUGGUUCGCCCGCGACUGGUUCGCCCGCGACUGACUCGCCCAUGGAGCAAACGACUGGUUUGCCCGCGACUGACUCGCCCAUGGAGCAAACGACUGGUUUGCCCGCGACUGACUCGCCCAUGGAGCAAACGACUGGUUUGCCCGCGACUGACUCGCCCAUGGAGCAAACGACUGGUUUGCCCGCGACUGACUCGCCCAUGGAGCAAACGACUGGUUUGCCCGCGACUGACUCGCCCAUGAAGCAAGCGACUGGCUUGCCCGCGACAAACUCAACCAUUCAGGCUUCCCAGCGGCCGUUCGCCGACUUCAUAGAGGGCGUCGCGAUUGAAGGCAGCGGAGGGGAAGCCAUCGAGGAGGCCACGACCUCCGUGUCACUCCACUUUGAAACCACGACAGUUUCACAUGCUUCGAGCGCCGCCUCCACACUGCCGCCAAGGGACGACUCUAGUUCAGUUUCAGCCGCCACCCAAAGCCCACUGUCCGGCUCGGCCCCGGUGCCGAACGAAACCCAGCCCAGCGCCACCCCGGACCACAUCUCGGCCUCGCAAACCACCGACCCCGCUGUCUCCACCUUUGGCUUCCCUAGCACCCAGGGUUCUUUCCCGGGGUCCGGGGAUGGAGAGAUGUUUGGCCUGUACUCCACCACGUCUACACACUCCAGUAUGACCUUCAGCGCAGAAACUAGCACCGCAUCUUCAACCUCCGCGACCAAACAAACGGUUCCUGUGCCGAUACCAGGAAGUGAAGGCUCUGGAUCGGAGGAAGGUUUGGAAGUGAUGCCAACAACUACCGCCAUAAAAAAUGGGCGACAGAUGUUUAUUGAAACAAACAACGGGAAAAUAUAUGAAUCUGUACCGGAAUCCUCCACAGCAGGAGGUACACCAGGGUGGAUGAUUAUCGUUGGUUUUAUUGUUGGUCUUGCAGCGCUGGUAAUGCUCUUUGUCGCCAUCGCCACUAGAGAGAGGUGGAAUGGACCGAGCCGGGCGUCACAGCUGGAGGACAAAACUAACGCCUCGAUCCAGCACAGGGAGGUGGAGAUGGAGACGUUCCUUCCAAACGACCGUCCCAAGGAGAACGGGCGCAGGGCAGAGUACACGGUCAUCCCCCUGGAGGAGCUUCCGGAGAAAUACUCGUCUCAUUGAGGGCUUCAGACGCGUGACCUUCUGGAGGCUUCAGACUCGUGACCUUCUGGAGGCUUCAGACUCGUCACAGAACCACAAAGACUGUAUUUGAAGCACAUUUCAUCCAAAACCGGUUGGGCCUGUUGACUUUCACAGUGCCGAGCCCAGUCCCCCAAAACUCUAAUAUCUUUACUUUGAGACGACAAUAUUGUGGUUAGUGUGUUUUUUAUUGUAUUAACUGUAGAAUACAAAAUCUGGGUGGGUAAGUUGCACAAAGGCCCCUUAUUUCAAGUUUUUACGUUUUUUUUUUUGUAAAUAAUGUUUUUAAACUUGCAGGUCUGUUGAUGGAUGAAAAAUUAUGUCCAGUAUGGUGAAAUUAAUUUUGUAUAUUGUCCUUUUUUAUUAUAAAUAUUUUAAAGUUUUUUUUUUUUAAUAACACAACUUACGACUGUUGUGCAUUGUAACUUAUAUUAAGCUGUUCUCUUUUUCGCCCCGCAAUCAAUAAAGAAACGUUGC
Messenger RNA from Cyclopterus lumpus (lumpfish), 1867 nucleotides. Its product is annotated as polycystic kidney disease protein 1-like 3. Lineage: Eukaryota; Metazoa; Chordata; Actinopteri; Perciformes; Cyclopteridae. The transcript is spliced from 6 exons. The record is from RefSeq and is a predicted model, not a curated record. Bases 35 to 1372 code for a protein of 445 amino acids.